AUGAAAGGUUCAAACAUGCCGUGUACAGCUGAAGCAGUUGAUGUUUUCAGAAAGGCCAAUGUUCUGAUUGCUCCUGCCAUUGCUGCUGGAGCUGGAGGAGUUGCCGCUGGAGAAAUCGAAGUACUCCGUGAAUCUAAUUCAAUGCAGUGGUCAGCAGAAGAUUUUGAGUCUAGAUUACAGGAAGCACUGAAGCAGACGUAUGAGAAAGCUCUUAAAGCAGCGAAUGAUUUCGGUUAUCAGAAAGAAAGUCCCGAGUAA
Thlaspi arvense is the source of this 258-nucleotide messenger RNA. The record is from the annotation of a GenBank genome assembly. Lineage: Eukaryota; Viridiplantae; Streptophyta; Magnoliopsida; Brassicales; Brassicaceae.